Molecule: messenger RNA, 2839 nt
Organism: Tribolium madens (black flour beetle)
Lineage: Eukaryota; Metazoa; Arthropoda; Insecta; Coleoptera; Tenebrionidae
Gene: Cep97
Product: centrosomal protein of 97 kDa
Exons: 13
Coding region: 156-2456 (766 amino acids)
Biological process (GO): mRNA splicing, via spliceosome
Molecular function (GO): U2 snRNA binding; protein binding
Source: RefSeq, a predicted model, not a curated record
UUCUAAAAUACAAGAUUAAAACAAUCUACAUUUUUAUUAGUCAGCUGUUGAUCCGCGUCCUUUCUUUAGCGACAUCAUCAACCUGUCAAUAAUAUUCAGCAAAAUGUUUUUCAAAUAAAACACUUUUUUGGACAAUGUUUAUUAGUCUAGUAUAAAUGGAGGAAAUACCAGAUGUCUUAGAUUUGUCAAACAAGAAGCUCAAAAAACUCGCUAAAUUCUCCCCUCAGGAAUCUCAAGUAAUAACAAUAUUAAUUCUCGAUGAUAACGAAUUGCAACGUUUAGAUAAUAUUGACUCGUUGUUUCGGCUGCAGAAGCUGUCAGCUGUUCGUAACCAACUGUUACGUAUGUAUGGAGUAUGCAGACUCCAUUCUCUACACACUUUAAAUCUCGCUCAUAACGGAAUACUCACAAUCGAGGGGCUAAAGGAGUUGGUUAACUUGAAAUGGCUUUGCUUAGCUGGAAAUAGUAUAAAGACCAUUGAACAUCUCAAUACUAACACAAAUUUAGAGCAUUUAGAUUUGUCAGAGAAUAACAUUACUCACAUAAAUGACUUAUCUUUCUUAAAAGAUUUGAAGGAGCUUUUGCUACACAAUAACAAAAUUAAUCAUCUAAGACAGAGUGAUCGUUUUCUACCUACUAGUCUAAUAACCCUGACUUUAGCUAAUAAUAACAUUGAGGAUUUAAAUGAAAUUUCUCAGCUAGUUAAUCUUGUUAAUCUUCAAAACAUUUCCAUCGCUAAUAACCCAUGUGUUAACAUUGGCAACACUAACAUUGGUUUUGAUUACCGUCCAUUUGUUAUCAAUUGGUGUUUGAACAUUAAAACAAUUGACGGUUAUGUUGUUGAUGCUAUUGAAAGUUUGAGGGCUGAAUGGUUGUAUUCGCAAGGCAGAGGUCGUCAUUUUCGAGUCGGUGAUCAGAAAGAUCUUGUUCAGUAUUUGGCAAGUGUGUGUCCUUUGACUGGUGAGGCUCUUGAAACAGAAGAAGAUCGAAAGUUACGAUUAAUUCUAAGUAAAGCACAACAUCACCAACAGCAAUUAAGGGAACAAUCMACUGGAUCUUCAAACCCUUCACCUUUGACAAGGAAAAAAUUGCAUGGUGCUAAACAUUCUCCAAGACUAAAUUCUGCUCGAACUGCUAGUAAGUUGAAAUCUCCAGAUCGCAUGACCUCAAGCUGCUACGGAAAUGUGAACAUAAUGGAAAAUUCAAACAUUAUGAGCCAAAGUUUAGAUCCAACAAUAUUAAGACAAAGCGUUACUCCUUCAAAAACACCAGGAGAAAAACGUUUAGUAGAUGAUGAACCUAUUAACAGUCCCCUUCAAGCUCUCUCAAAAAUGGUUCCAGUACCAGAAUCUCUAAUGAGUCCAGAUUACCGUCCAUCUCCAAUUGUUGGGAAAGCACACGCAACAGCUGUGUUAACUCCAGUGAAUAAUAAGAAACUGCCUCAUACUGUGCGUUCUCCGAAACUUUCCAGAAAUGUACAAACCAAGACUAAAACACAAACCAACAACGAUGGAGGAAAGAGCAGUUCUCCGUCGCCGGCAAGAGCGAGAAAAGCGAUGAAUCAUGAAAGCAAUACUAAUAAACAAGACAACUUGAACAAAACUUCAAUUCUGCGAAAGUCUUUAAGCAGUGACGACGAAUCGGAAGUAUUUGUUUCAAAAUUACAAAAAAUCCAAAUAAGAGCCGAAGAAAAGCGAAUGCAUCAAAAAGAUACCGAAGUAAUGAAUAACGGUACUAGCGAAGACAAAGUGGAACAAGCAGCUGUUUUCAUACAGAAGAUGUGGAGAGGCUACUUUACCCGAAACAGAAACAAAGAAGUACAAGAAAUUUUUCGGACAUUACAAGCACAAAGAGCAAAUCAAUAUAUCCAACAAUUGACUGACGAUAUGGAGACAACUAAAGCCGCUUUGGAAAGUGAACGAAAAAUCCAGAUGUUACAAACUGAAGCUAUAAGCGCUUUAUGGAAGCAAAUGUCGGCUCUGCAGCCGAGUAGUGGACAAUCCAGUUCAGCCAACAUGACAAAUUUAUCAACAGAUAAUGUCGAAGUUGUGAAAGAGUUGGCUAAAACUUGUACGGUGUUGCAAAAUCAAAUUCAGCAAUUACAAAGUUCAAUGCAAGAUAUUGUGAAAGUUAUGACAGUUUUCAGUCAGACAGCUUCAAUAAAUCCGAAUGGAAUUGCGACUCAAACUGAAAUCGUAGCUGUACAUACGCCACAAGGGGAAGCAGGAAAAGUGUUUCCUUUCCACAAACAAGCACGACCAUCGUCUCUCCCACUGCCGAUCAAUCAACGCAAAAAAGACAGCGUCAAUACGGAAUUGCAACAGUACGCUGAUGAUCUAGUAGAUGGCGUUAUUAAAACUGUGUCGGAAACAAGAGCUGAUUGUGUAGGAAGUGACCUGACGGAAAUAACAGUCACGGAUACAGCGAAAAUGGAAGAAUCGCAAAUAUCAAACUGAAAAUACGUUAAGUACCAAUUUUAUUUAAGGAUUAGUUUGGUGGUGUAUACAGGAGUGUCAUUUAAAAAUUUAUCUGACACACGCUGUAUUUAAAUCAGUGUGACGCAAAUUAGUUUUAAACUAUAAUGAUUUUUCUUUGUUUUUGUACCAAAUAUAACUUUAUUAUACACAAACACGUUUAGAUUUUCAGCUUUUCUUGUGUGCAUACAAAGUACAAAUUGUUUUUAAACAGUGACAGCUUGUAUUUUUGAAAGAGUACCACAAUUCCACCACUUUGACUUGUAAUAAAACUGUGGUACUCUCAAAUAUACAAGGACACUUAAAGUUCCGCACCUUCAUAAGUGAUGCAAUUUUUAAGCUUUAAUAAAUGUUGGAAGAUUUUA